GCGCUUUGAUUUCAGCUCAGCCAAUGGGAGGCGAGGAAGUUCUCACUGUGUCAGUGGGGCGAUCCCUCAGUAGGAAGCGUCUUCGAACAAUAUAACAAAGUUUGUAAGACAAUGGCUGACAAGGCAGUGGAUGGAGGGCCGUGGACGGGAUGUGCGGUCAUGUUCCUGCAGUCGCUCUGUCCUGGCGUGGACCUGCUUUCUCUCUACAAAAACCAACAAGGAAAAUUCAUUGUUUUCAAAGUCAUCAAACUGACACUUAUAGAUUCUGUAGGAGGUCUGGGGGGUUAUGAGAUCCUAAAGGUGCACGACGCUGAUCCCUUCCUGGGGGUGGAGGUGAAAUUUGUGGAUGUGGCAGCAUGUCAGCAGUUCCUGGAGAGCUACUACUCUGGAGCGGUGCGUCAGUCUCUCUCCCAGCACGCCUCCCGUCUCCUUGCUCUGCCCCAAGAGUUCACCGUAGAAACUAAGCUCAAAGCCGGCACACACAACCUGGAUCUCUAUCUGGAUAAGCUGGAGCUUUGCCUGCAGCACAUCCACCUUUCACAGCCCGAGCGCCUGCGCGAUGAGGAGAUAGAUCACCUGGAGCAGCAGCUGCAGACUCAGGCCCUCGGCCCUGCCCCGCCGUCCUGCACCAUCACACAGGAAGAGUCUCCUGUUCCCAGCAACUGCUUUAAGUUUCAGAACAGAGUGUAUGAGGACCGGAUGCUGACAGCGGCAGAUGUUCAGAGCUUUUCUAAUGGAGUGGGUCGUCAGUGGAGGCACGUUGGGAGGGCCCUUGGGAAGAGCUGUCGUGCUCUGAAGGGUCCCGCCAUAGACAACCUGGCCUACGAGUAUGAGAGAGAAGGGCUGUAUGAGCAAGCCUAUCAGCUGCUCAGCCGCUUCAUCCAGGCGGAAGGGAGGGCGGCCAAGCUGAGCCGACUGGUCAAAGCACUGGAGGACUGCAAACUCACCAGCCUGGCUGAAAAUAUUCUGGACGUGCAGCCACAAGAGUAACUCUGUGUACGGGUCGUGAAAACUGAAGGGGGCAGUUCCUCUCUGCAUGAAGAGUGGUGACUUUGUCCUGUCUGCUUUUAUACACAGUGUGUUUCUCCUUGAUUGUCAUCCUCACAUUUAAAAUCAUUCCCAAGUGUGUGUGUGUGUGUGUGCGGGUGUGCAUGUGCGUGUGAGGUUGUAUGUGCAUGUUUCCGAUAGUUUGUGUGAACAUAUGUUAACAUCUGUGAGAAUCGACUCAUAUAUUAAAUUAAUCGGUUAUUGGUGAUUAGUAUUGAUAAUUGGUUUUCAUUAGGUGAAAUAAACUGUCAUCACUGUUAAAAGUAUGCUGUAAUAAGUUAUGUGCACUGUUUAAACUGUUGUCAUCUUAUACCUCUUGAAUGUCUUCUUUAUUUCAAUUUGCAGAUGGAACCUGUCAGGUCUCGUUUCUAAUGAGUGUUCAGUUAUUGAUUUUUUUUUUUUCUACAAAAUGAGUGCAUACAAAUUAAAUGACUGUACAAACAAAAUAGGCUUCAUGUUUGUGCUUGAUGCAUUAGUAUAAUUAAAACUGAAAACAUCACUUUGUCAAAAUUCCCUCAGGUAUAAUUUGGUGUUAAUCCUCCCUCCCUCUCCACUGAAUACACGUGCACAUGCUCAUAUGAUUGAAUGCUGAUUACCGAUGUUGCCGGUGAAUGUGUGUGUAUGUGUGUGUGGCUGCUUGAGUCACGUUGUGGGAGCUUCAGGGCAAGAGGCAGCGAGCCUAGAUGAGGUGUGUGUGGAGGUUUUAUCUUGACUGUCAAAGAGGAGAUCCACUGAAUGCUGAGCCCAUUCAGAGUCCACUGUGAAAGCCCAACCCUCCCCUUUUUACUCCACUUGACCAUCCAUCCAGAUGUGAUGUGUGGAUUAGAAGCUUUUAUCACUCACAAAACACUUAUUUCUGCUUUAUGGUAUGGCCACAACCCCCACAUAGACAUGCACAGUUUUAAUAAACACACAUCUCUUUACGUGUGACCAGAGCUGUAACUAAUGCCAUUAAAAGUGAGGUUAUUGCUGCAUGUUUCUAACAUAAAGAGUAUUUUAUGUGCACAAUAUUGCAAUCCUAAGAAAUAAAAUUACAUACAUGUUU
Mugil cephalus (flathead mullet) is the source of this 2092-nucleotide messenger RNA. It is a transcript of the gene tradd, whose product is annotated as tnfrsf1a-associated via death domain. Gene Ontology annotation, molecular function: transmembrane receptor protein tyrosine kinase adaptor activity. The record is from RefSeq and is a predicted model, not a curated record. Gene Ontology annotation, cellular component: tumor necrosis factor receptor superfamily complex. Gene Ontology annotation, biological process: positive regulation of canonical NF-kappaB signal transduction; extrinsic apoptotic signaling pathway. The coding region runs from base 112 to 990 and encodes 292 amino acids. The transcript has 5 exons. NCBI's taxonomy places the organism in Eukaryota, Metazoa, Chordata, Actinopteri, Mugiliformes, Mugilidae.